Engraulis encrasicolus (European anchovy) is the source of this 2371-nucleotide messenger RNA. RefSeq names its product protein NLRC3-like. NCBI's taxonomy places the organism in Eukaryota, Metazoa, Chordata, Actinopteri, Clupeiformes, Engraulidae. Gene Ontology annotation, molecular function: protein binding. The transcript has 5 exons. Gene Ontology annotation, biological process: intracellular signal transduction. The coding region runs from base 1 to 2331 and encodes 776 amino acids. The record is from RefSeq and is a predicted model, not a curated record.
AUGGAUUUGAUUGAGAUCAAAGAUCAUAAAUCCACAGUUAGGCACAUUAUUCAUUUAUUGCACAAUUUAUUCAUUGGGUUUCACAAGUCUACAUUUUUUUGCUUCUUUUUGUUUCUAUCUCUCUUUAGAAAGUGUUUCCUGCCUGACACCGUUCCAAGGACAUCACGUAGAUCAUGUAAUGACAACUACAGAACAAUAUUCACACAGCACAAGGACUAUCUGAAGAAGCAGGUUGAGAACAUCCGUGAACGUGUGUUGAAUCCAGACUCACAGAAACCUCAUGGCAGCAUCGACACAACCCUCUACAUCACUGAGGGAGAAUACAAGGCCGUGGAUGUGGAGCAUGGAGUUGCGCAAGUAGAGGUGCGAGGCUCUGAAGACACUCAAAUCAAUUAUAAUGACAUCUUUAAUCCUCUACCAGGACAGAAUGGUCCCAUCAGAGCUGUGCUGACCAAGGGAGCUCCCGGCAUUGGAAAAACCGUCUUGGUUCAGAGGUUCAUCAGUGACUGGGCAGAUGGAAAGGCCAACCAAGACAUAGAUGUGGUGAUUUUGCUCCCUCUUCGAUUGCUGAACAGAAUAAAAAGGGAAAUUAGUCUUCAGCAGCUUUUGUCUCAGCUCUACCCUAGUCUACAAGAGUGGGUGAAUAGUGUGAAGCUUGAAGAUUACCAGAUUUUAUUCAUCUUUUUUGCUUUGGAUGAGUGCAACCUCCCGUUGAAUUUUGAGCAAAACCGGAAGCUGUCCGACAUCUCACAGAAAGCCUCGGUGGACACGCUCGUAACAAGCCUGAUCAUGGGUUCUUUGGUCCCCAACGCUCGCAUCUGGAUCACGUCACGACAUGUGGCAAGUGACCAAAUUCCUCCUGAGGUCAUCGACAAAGUUACAGAAGUAAGAGGAUUCACUGAUGUGCAGAAGGAAGAGUAUUUCAAGAGGCAUAUCAGUGAUGAGGGUCUGGCUGAGCGCAUCAUCUCCCACAUCAAGGCAUCAAGAAGUAUCCAAGCCAUGUGUCGCCUGCCAGUCUUCUGCUGGAUUGCUGCCACUGUGCUUCAGCAGAUGGAAUUCAGUGAUGAGAUACCAACAACUCUGACAGAGAUGUUCAUACACUUCCUGCUCAUUCAGACUACCAGUAGGCACAAAUAUCAAGGUGACAAUAAGUCAGCAAAGCAGGAUACCUUGGAAGCACAAAAGCACAACAUACUGAAAUUGGCGGAACUUGCCUUUAAGCAACUGAAUGAGGGCAACUUAAUGUUUUCACAUAAUGACCUAAAGCAAUGUGGCCUUGACAAAACCGAAGCCUUGGUGUACUCCGGAUUGUGCACUGCUACCUUGAAGGGACAGGCUGCCAUUUUUGGGGAAAUGUACACAUUUGUGCAGAUCACCAUUCAGGAGUUUCUGGCUGCCCUGUAUAUCUUUGUGUCCUAUGUCAAGGAGGAUACAGAAGCACUAAGACCUCUGUUAAUGAAGAAGUCAAGCAUGCAAAAGAUCCCAAGAAAACACCCUUCCCUAGAGGAACUCCUCAGGUGCGCUGUCAACAGUGCGCUAGAGAGCAAGAGUGGGCAUCUGGAUCUGUUCGUCCGCUUCCUUCACGGGAUGGCCAUGGAGUCCAACCAAAAGGUCUUGAGAGUACUUCUGGCAUGCCAACAAGACAACCCAAGGUAUAUCAGCAACCCAGAUUGUCUAAAGAGAGCUGCUCAAAACCUGAAAGACAUAAAACGUAAGGACAUCUCCCCUGAUCGAUGGAUCAACCUCCUCUACUGCCUUGUGGAAAUCCAUGACACGACAGUGCACCAGGAGGUCCAAGCUUUUAUGCACUCUGAGACGGGUGCGUUGAAACGGCUCAAACCGGCCCACUGCUCAGCCUUAGCCAGUACAUUGAUGAUGGCAGCCAUGCCUAUGGAUGAGUUUGACCUGAAGAAGUACAAGACAUCCGAUGAGGGCAGGAGAAGACUGGUUCCGGCAGUGCGGUCCUGCAAAAAGGCUCUACUUGCAGACUGUAGACUCACCGCAAAGUCUUGUGAGAUAGUCGCCUCUGCGUUGAAGGCCCCCAGAUCCCUGCUUCGAGAGCUGGACAUGAGUCACAACAACAUGCAGGAUUCCGGAGUAAAGCACCUCUCUUCUGGCCUGAGGAACUCAAACUGCAAGCUGGAGACCCUGAGGUUGUCUGCCUGUGGCAUCACUGGGAAAGGCUGUGAGUUGCUGGCCUCUGCCCUGACGGCAAACCCCGCCCACCUCAAAGAGCUGGACCUGAGCUCCAAUCAUCUUAAAGAGGCGCAGCUUAGGACACUCCAGUCAAUAAAGGAAAAUCCAGAGUCGGCAUUGGAAAUACUCAGGUGAGACAAUAAUGUUACUAUAUUAUAUGUUUCAGUUUGAAAUU